Messenger RNA from Amblyraja radiata (thorny skate), 2601 nucleotides. Its product is annotated as trichohyalin. Lineage: Eukaryota; Metazoa; Chordata; Chondrichthyes; Rajiformes; Rajidae. The record is from RefSeq and is a predicted model, not a curated record. The transcript is spliced from 3 exons. The coding region runs from base 287 to 2566 and encodes 759 amino acids.
UUUGGCGACUCUCUGUUGAAUCCAAAAUGCAACAUGUCCGGUGACAUCACCGCGGUCUCCGGGCAACCGAAUAAACAGCAGGAAACGGACAGAAAGACCGGAGCAACCGGAUCACUCACGGGAUCCGGACCAGACUCGGGAACCGGAUCACACACGGGAUCCGGACCAGACUCGGGAACCGGAUCACACACGGGAUCCUUAUCAGUGAAACCGGAUCAGUGUUAGGUUUGUGGCCGGAGCCGAUGUAGUGGCAGCAGGAGCUGGUCCCGGGUCACUGGGACAGUGAAUGGCCAGUCAGCCCAUGGGUCCCUACCUGCAGAUCAACCCCCUGUCCCCGUACGGGAAGGGGAAGGGCUCGGGGAAGCUGCCGCCCAUCGGCCAGGGGGGAGGGGAGUCUGCGGCCCCCUCCCACAGCAAGCUGGAGAUGCUGCAGGAGCGGCUGCGGUCCAGGUUGGAUUGGGAGCGGGAAGCCAAGCUGGCAGCCAUCUACCGGCAGCAGUACCAGCAGUCCCUGCGGCGACUACAGGCCGCCUGCCAGCCCUCUGACCACCCGGGCCGCCCACCCUGCCCACGCUCCAGGCGGGGCCCCGGCAUCGACCGUGCCCAUCCCCUGAGGCCCAUCGAGCCACCCGCCACGGACGGCCCCGCCUGGGACUGGAACAGCCUCGCCCCCCUGUGGCCUGGCCUCGCUCUCCGGCCCUCUCCCCCCAAAGCCCCCAACGAGAGGGGCCAGAGCAGCACCAGGGCCCGCGACAGGGGCAAGGGGAAGGGGCGGGAGAGGGACAGCGAGAGGGAGGGUGAGAAGGACAGGGAGAAAGCCAGGCCCAGAGAGAGGGGGAGAGACGGGGAGAGGGAGAAGGAGAGGGAGAGUGAGUGGGAAGGGGCUAGGGAGAGGGAGAAUGAGUGGGAGAGGGAGGGGGACCCCGUGCAUGCCGACAGUACGCUUCCUCUGCCCCUCCCUCGGAAGGAGCCCCAUGAGUCGGCAGCUGGGGGGGGGCAGGAGCAGGGUUGCCGGGCACCCCCUGGCCAGAGGCUGGAGCAGUUGGCCAGGAGCGAGGGUAUGAUUCAGCAACGGCUGCGGGUAAUCGAGGAGGAGCUGCGUCACAUCCAGAGGCAGCGCGAGGAGGUGGAGGGAGGGAGGGCAGAGGGGGAGGGAUCAGAGGGGGAGAGUUCAGAGGGUGAGAGUUCAGAGGGGGAGCAGUCAGAGGGUGAGAGGUCAUGGAGGUCAGGUAAGGAGAGGUCAAGGAAGGCAGAGGGGCAGAGGUCACGGAGGUCAGAAGGGGAGAGGUCAUGGAGAGAGUCAGACAGAUCAGAGGAAGUGAGGUCAGAAGUGGAGAGGUCACGAAGGUCAGAUGGGAAGUGGUCAGGGAAGUCAGAGGGGGAAAAGUCACGGAGGUCAGCAGGGGAAAGGUCAGGGAGAUUAGAGGAGGAGAGGCCAGGGAGGUUAGAGGAGAGGUCAAAGAGGUCAGCAGGGGAAAGGUCAGGGAGAUUAGAGGAGGAGAGGCCAGGGAGGUUAGAGGAGAGGUCAAGGAGAUCAGCAGGGGAAAGGUCAGGGAGAUUAGAGGAGGAAAGGUCAGGAAGAUCAGAGGGGGACAGGUCACGGAGGUCAGCAGGGGAAAGGUCAGGGCUGUCAGCAGGGGAGAGGUCAGGAAGGUCAGAGGAGAAGUCACGGAGGUCAGAUGGAGAAAGGUCACGGAGGUCAGAGGGAGAAAGGUCAGGAAGAGCAGAGGGGGAAAGGAGAUCAGAGGAGGAAAGGUCACGGAGGUCAGACUGGGAGAGGUCACAGAGGGAGAGGUUGGAGGGAGAGAGGUCAGACAGGAGGGGACGAACACAAAGGGAGACGGAACGAGGGAAGGAAGAGAGAGAGCGGACAAAUAGAGAAAGGGUCAAAAGAGAGGAGUGGGAGAGCGAGAGAUUGGAUGAGCUGGAGAGAGUGAAUGAGAGAGAGAGGGAGAGUGGGCGGGAGAGCAGUGAGUGGGAGUGUGAGAAGGAGGGAGAACGAGGGGAGGGAGCAGAGAGUUGCCAGUCCAACCCGUUUGCCACAGAGGGUGAGGAGCACGACCGGAGUGGGCAUGGGGCAGAGUCCCAGGAGGAGCAGGGUGCGGAGGAGGAGAGAACAGACUGGAAUGGACACUACUCUCCUGAGGAGAAGGCACACUGCACGCACUGCGGCCGGCGCUUUGUCCUGGACCGCCUCGCCACCCACACGGAGAUCUGCAAGAGGGUCUACAAACGCACACGCAAGGUCUACGACUCCGCACAGAAGAGAGCCAAGGGGACUGACCUGGAGAACUAUCAAUGCAGCCACAAGGUUCACCCCAUACCGCGUGGUGACUGGAAGAGGAAGCACGAGAGCUUCAUGCGGAUGCUGCAUGCGGCGCAGCAGGCCGAGCUGGCCGUGUACCGCCGCAGGAAGGCAGCACAGCCCGCCCCCCCGCCUGACGGGCUGCCCCUCGACCUGCGCCAAUGCCCCCACUGCAGCCGUCGCUUCCCCCCCACAAUCGCCCUGUCCCAUGUGCCCAAGUGUGCCAUCCUGCGGAGCCGCCCCGGGACCUCCUACAGGUAGCCCCCCGCUUGGGGAAUAACCACCCCCUGUGGAAU